CUUCCCUAAAAUAUAUGAAGCAGCCCUUGCGUCGUCGCGUCGCGACGCCGCUCCGUCAGUUUAGGGCGCGGCAUUGCGACGAGAGGUUUCACCAACAAGCAAAAAGGAAACACAUCGUUGCGGUUCUCCUGCGUCCAGAGGAAAUCCUUUGUUUUGUUCAUCAUUAAAUGGAAAUGGAAUUGAAAGGAAAGGUGGCGUUGGUGACGGGCGCCGCGUCCGGCCACGGAAGAGAGUACUGCUUGGAACUCUUCAGACAAGGAUGCAGCAUCUCCAUUUGCGACAUCAACACCGAAGCCGGCGAGGAUCUGCUCCACGUGCUGGCCAAGCAGGAUCGAGAUCGCGUCAUCUUCUGUCCCUGCGAUGUCACGGAUUAUCCACAAUUCGAAGAGGCCUUCCAGACGACCAUCUCCAAGUUGGGCGGCGUCGACAUCGUCAUCAACAAUGCUUCGGUGAUGAACGACAGGCUGUGGGAGCUCGAGGUGGACGUAAAUCUGAAUGGAGUCAUUCGAGGCCUCCUGCUGGCCUUCCGGUUUUUAGGCAAGGAUCGCGGUGGGCCGGGGGGAAUCGUGGUGAACGCAGGUGCCAGCCCGACGAUCAACCCCCUCAUUUCGCUGCCCGUUUUCACGGCCACGAAGCAGGCCGUCGCGGCUAUGACCCGUUGCUAUGGUGAUCAGUACCAUGUAAACCUGACGGGCGUCAAGGUGAUGGCCCUGUGCACGGCCCCGAAACCUGCCGUCAUCACGGGGGAUCCCCGCAAGCGACUGCUGAGCGGUGAAUACGAGCAGGCCUGGCAAAGAGAUAUCUCCAACGCAAUACCCAUCAAAUCCGAGCAUGCCGCGAAAGCCCUGAUCGACAUAAUCAAGAAGGCGCCGAGCGGAAGCAGCUGGCUGGUGGACAGCUCGAAGCCGCCGACGGAGAUCAAAUAUUCAUUGGAUUGUGAUCCGUUCGUGGAUAAGGUGGCCAUGGUAACUGGAGGUGGCGGCGGGAUUGGUCUGGAGAUAUGCAAGAGGUUGUUGAACGAAGGCUGCAGGGCCGUAUCCAUCGCUGAUAAAGACGUGUGCAGAGGUGAGAGCGCGCUGAAGGAGAUUGCGGAGAUGUUCGGCAACGAUAGGGCCAUCUUCAUAGAGUGCGACGUGACCAAGUCGGAGAUGUUGGAUUGGGCCUUCAAGAACACGAUACGCGCCUACGAAGGAGUGGACUUUGUGGUUAACAACGCCGGCAUUCUGAACGACAGGAAAUGGCAGUGCGAAAUUGCAACUAACAUUAACGGUUACGUGGUGGGCAGUCUGCUGGCUCUGCAGUACAUGGCAUGCAGCUGCAAAGGAUGCGGUGGAUAUUUGAUCAACGUUAUAUCGACGGACGCGAUCGAGCCGAAGCCUGGAUGUCCCAUAUACUCGAUGACGCAGGCCGGAAUCCUUGGUUUGACGAGGGCGUUGAUCAACGGACGACACUACCAGAGGACCGGCGUCAAAGUGAUCGGUCUGUGCACCGGGUUGACGGAGACGCAGCUGCUCGAAGACGCCGCCUGCGGCACCCUCAACGAGAAGUUCGCCGACGAGCUGCAGGAUGAUCUGGAAGAGGGCUGGAUUCAGCCGCCAGCCGCCGUCGCCGAAGCCCUCAUCCAAACCAUCUGCAAGAAGAAAGCCGCAAUUUACGUCGUCGACAACGGGCACAAUCCGUUCGAAGUCAAAUUUCCGACAAUGGAAAAAAUGGCGAAUUGCGACUCAAAAUGUUGA
This is a messenger RNA of Nicrophorus vespilloides, 1736 nucleotides long. RefSeq names its product peroxisomal hydratase-dehydrogenase-epimerase-like. NCBI's taxonomy places the organism in Eukaryota, Metazoa, Arthropoda, Insecta, Coleoptera, Silphidae. Gene Ontology annotation, molecular function: oxidoreductase activity, acting on the CH-OH group of donors, NAD or NADP as acceptor. Gene Ontology annotation, cellular component: cytoplasm. The transcript has 8 exons. Bases 168 to 1736 code for a protein of 522 amino acids. The record is from RefSeq and is a predicted model, not a curated record.